CGGCUCCGCGACGCCAUUGACUCGCGCAUUGCAGAGGAACAGGCCCGCCAAAAAACAGCCCAGGAUAAUGUCUCCCGCUCCAACUCCGCACGGCGCCCGGCCAACAGUAAUCUGCCCCCCGGCCAACGGUCCCGCCCACGGCGUAACACUGGCACUCCGGUUCGAGGCCCUGACCCAAAGGAAUUCGAAGCUGAAUUCGCCAUCGGUGAUGAUGAGUCGAGUCGGUCGGGUACGCCUCGUGUAGAGACACCCGAUCCGGCGUCCGAAGUGGCCAGCUCAGCGGGUGAUCGACCGGAGGAGACAGAAAACCAGACGACCGAAUCCUCUACCGAUACAACAGGAAAGACUUCAGCCAAUGAGAAGGAGACCGCACUACCGGCGGCGGAUGUCGAUACUAGCAAACCUGCCGCGGCGGAGUUGCCCAUAGACGUGAAAGCCAAGCUGCGCCGACUAGAUAAGUUGGAAUCACGAUACCAUGAACUUCUCAAAGCCUACCGCGUGGCGCAUUCGCGCGUCCUCUCGAUCGAACCCUUUGAAGCGGCCCUGCGCGAAAAUACCCCUCUUACCUCGAUCGGCGAACCCAAGGCCCUGACCGAGUAUCUCAAUCAGAUGUCACUGAAGACUGACAUGGUCAUGGAGGAGAUGAAGCGAGUUGCAAUUGAGCGAGACGACUACAAGAAGAAAAUGGACGAGGCUCAAAAAUCAACCAAGGAAGCGUGGGAUGAAGUCGCCGGUCUGAAAGAUAAAAACAAAGAGAUUGCAUCCGAAGAGAAAAAGUCGCUCGAUGAGAAGGAAGAAACGAGCGAGGAAUUCUUUUCUUAUGACAACGAGGUUCCCCGACUGGAAGGCGAGCUGAAAGAAAAACAAGAAGAGGUCGACCACCUCAAGUCCGAAGUCGAGAAGCUCAAAACCGAUCUGUUUGUCACUCGAGAGUCGACCGAGGGUAUGGUACAGAACUUGGAAUCGGCCACCCGGGAGCUGGUGGAGCUGCGAGACACCAAGGAUAAACUGGAUGCCGAGAUUGAAGGCUUGAAUACGUCGAAGCAGACCGAUGUCGACGAACUCAAAGCGAAACUUGCGACCGUCGAGUCCUCUCUCGAAAGCACCACCGCCGAGGCUGAGAAGCUGAAGAAUGAUCUAAAGAUCAAGAAUGAUGAGAUCGAGAAGCUGCAAGCUCAAGCAUCCGAAGCUGAUAAAGUGGAGAAGGCGGAGGACAACUCGGAACUGGUGUCGCAGCUGGAGGAGGCCAAGAAAGACAAGGAGACUAGCGAGAAGCGCCUUGGUGUCCUACAAAGUCUAGUCGAUACCGUCAAUACGCAGCUCAAGGAAUCGGAGAGCACUGUGCUAGCCCUCAAAGCUGAUAUCAGUCAAAAGUCCGAAAGUAACGGUCGCCUCCAGAAGAUUGUUGAUUUUGUGGACACCAACCUGCAGGACAACGAAGCCUGGCAAUCAUCCAAGGACAAGGUUUCUGCUGGGGAAACGGCCGACUUCGAAGAGAUCCGCAAGACCCUGGCUCCCACCGAGAAGGUUGUUGUGCCCAGCACAGCUGCCCCUGAAGACGACUCGCAAUCUGCCGCAGCGGUGCCUACCGCUGGUGGAGGUGGAGGAGGCAAAAAGAAGAACAAGAAGAAGAAGAAGGGCGGAAAGGUGGCUGAGGAACCGUCCAAGCCGGCCGAGGCUACUCCUGAACAACCCCCGAAGGAAUCCCCAGCCACAUCCACCGCAUCCACUGCAGAGCUGGAAGAGCUGAAGCAAAAGAUUGAGUCUCUCACUAAACAAUUGUCGGACAAGGAGGACGCCAUCGACCGCCUUAGUGCCAAGCUCAAGGGAGAGGAAGACCUGAAAGAGGAGAUCGAGUCUUUGCGCGAUGAUAUUGUCAAUGUUGGACAGGAACACGUCGAAGCCAAGGAUAAGAUCAAGGAGCUGAAUGCCCAGAAGACAGCGCUGGAAGAAACCAUCGGCAAGCUCGAGAAAGAGCUGGUUGAGCUUCGUAUCAACAGUGCCUCAACCUCUGCAGAUUCGGAGAAGAUGCACACCUCUCUCAAAGAAGAGUUUGAGGGCCUCAAGGUUCGAGCAGCCACUCUGGAGACAGAUCUUUCAGCCGCACAGCAACUGGCUACCACCCGGUUCAAGGACCUGACUGACCUGCGUGAAACUCUCCAAAAAGUUCAGCCUGAGUUGCGCAGCCUUCGAGCUGAAUCCUCAGAACUGAAGACAUUGAAGGAAACCCUUACUGGCAAGGAUAAGGAGCUCAGAGUUCUGGAGUCCAAGCAUGAGGAUUUGCGUGCGGAGCUGAAAACCACAAAGACCAAAAUCUCUGAACGCGACACAGAAGUGAGCAGUUUGAACAAGAAAAUCCGCCAAGAGACUGAUGGUCGUCUUAAAGCGGAGGAGAAUCUUAACGUUGCCCAAUCAGAUCUCCGCUCUGCCGAGUCAAGAAAACAGGAUGCUAUCAAUGCCAAGGAUAAGACCGCAGGAGACCUCGUCAAGUCUCAAAAUAAUCUUAAGAGUUCUCGUACCAAGAUUCGGGAAAUGGAUGAGCAAAUUUCCCAGCUCAACAAAGACCUUGGAGGCCUCCGAGAAGAAAUUAGCCUGAAGACUGCACAGCACACGAGCGCACAAAGUCUGAUGAACAACAUGCGAGAUCAGACCGCUGAGAUGGCCAUGCAGAUGAAAGAAGCUCGCGAAAGAUGCGAUAGCCUAGAGGAGGAGCUUGGCGAGGCGCACCGCCUCUUGAGCGAACGCACUCGUGAAGGUGAAACAAUGCGCCGCCUUCUCAACGAUAUCGAGAGUCGCUGUGAUGCUAAGGUCCGAGAUUACAAGGAGCGUAUGGAGGCCGCAAUCGAAGAACGAGACCGUGCUGAAGACGAGGCCAGUACCCAGGGCCGCCGUCGUGCACGGGAGAUGGAAGAGUUGAAGUCCAAGGUGCGCGACGCUGAACGGACCUUGCGCACGGCUGAACAAGACAAAGAGGAACUAGAGAACUCCCAAAAGGACUGGCGUCGUCGUCGGGAUGAACUGGAACUUCUCUCAGAGCGUUCUACCCAAGAGGUAGAAGAGGUGAGACAAGCCAUGUCUGGUCUACGCGAAGCACUGGAUGAAAGCGAGAAACAGGUCCGUGGCCUGGAGAAAGAGAAAGCCGAGCUCCGUCGCUCCGUCGAAGAAACAAAUAAUCGACUUGAGAAACUUCGCAAAUCACACAAAACUCUGGGUGAAGAUGUCCGUCUCCGUGGACUAGAAUCUGGUCGUCAGUCCUCUCGGUCAUCGAUUGAUUCCGGCUCGAGGCGUGGCGUUGUCUCGCCGUCUGGUCAGGACCGGAGUGCGUCUACUCGUCGGAGUGAUGCUCCUUCAGCUGGACCAAAUACUCAAUCCAUUGAUUACAUGUAUCUGAAGAAUGUUUUGCUCCAAUUCCUGGAACAGAAAGAUAAGACUUAUCAGAAGCAGCUGAUUCCGGUUUUAGGAAUGCUGCUCCAUUUUGAUCGCACCGACGAACAAAAGUGGAUGUCUGCCAUCAUGUCGAAGUGA
This is a messenger RNA of Penicillium verhagenii, 3525 nucleotides long. RefSeq names its product putative vesicle-mediated transport protein (Imh1). Gene Ontology annotation, cellular component: Golgi apparatus. The annotation marks the transcript as partial. The record is from RefSeq and is a predicted model, not a curated record. Lineage: Eukaryota; Fungi; Ascomycota; Eurotiomycetes; Eurotiales; Aspergillaceae. The transcript has 3 exons.